AUGAGAGGUUUUACGAAAGUGUUUCAGCAGGAAGCGUUUCAUUUUCAGUAUUCAAAAGACCACGCGGUUCCCGAUGUUCCAGAGUAUGACUUUAUCGUCGUCGGUGCCGGUAACACCGGUUCCGUCGUUGCCAAUCGGUUAACGGAGCACAAAGAGUGGACGGUAUUGCUGCUGGAAGCUGGUCCGGUAGGUACGGCGCUGUAUAACGUACCGAUCGGUUUGCAGAUCGCGCAAGUGUCCAGCUACAACUGGAAGUUUGUCACCGAACCACAAGAGAACGCAUGCUGGGGAAUGAAGAAAAAUCAGUGUUUGAUCGACGUCGGCAAGGGAACCGGUGGAUCGACGCUCAUCAAUGGGUUGAUCUUGACGCGAGGCAACCGUAACGAUUACGAUCGCUGGUCAGCGGCCGGUAACGUCGGUUGGUCUUUCGAUGAGCUGCUACCGUACUUCCGGAAGUACGAAGGAUACAAGUCUGCCGACGGUGACGAGGGUUACCAUUCGCCCGAUGGACCGGUCACCGUAGAGACCUCCCCGUAUCGCAGUGACCACGCUCGGUUGUACCUCAAGGCAGCUAAGGAGGCCGGUUACAACUAUGUGGAUCACAAUGGACGCACCCAGUUCGGUAUAUCCCGGACUCACGGAACCACCGUCAAUGGGCAACGUGUAUCGGCGUUCGAUUGCUACCUGGAGCCUAUACUUCGGCAACGGAAACGCCUCAAGCUGAGCGUUAAUAGCUUCGUGACGAAAAUCCUGAUAGACCCCGCCACGAAGCGUGCUUACGGUGUGGAGUAUCUGAAGAACAACGUGACGCACCGGGCGUAUGCUCGCCGUGAAGUGAUCCUAUCGGCCGGUGGAAUUGUGUCCCCGAAGAUACUGAUGCUUUCGGGCAUUGGACCACGCCAACAUCUGGAACGACACGGCAUCAAACCUGUGGUGGAUCUUCCGGUUGGUUCCAAUUUCCAGGAUCAUAUGGCAUUCGCCGGACUGCAGGUUGUGCUGGAGGGCACCCGGUUUAUCGCUCCCGGUGAUGUCAUCACUGUGCCGAAUAUAAUCCAACUUUUCCACGGCACUGGACCACUAACCGUACCGUCGGCGGUCGAGGUGAUAACGUAUCCGAACAUGACGUACGGUGAUCGCACCAGCCCGGUGCUCGAGUUUGCAAUGAGCCUCGGGUCCUUUGCCACCGAUCAAGGAAUACUGUCGACGGAAGCGAUCCGCAUGAAGCAGUCCGUGUACCGGACGGUGUACCGGCCACUGGAACCACUGAAUCACUUCACCAUCCUCGUUUCGAUGAUGCAUCCCCGGUCGAAGGGUUUCGUGCGUCUGCGUAGCUCGGAUCCGUUGGAUCCACCGAUCAUUCAACCGAACUAUCUCAAGGAACCGAUCGAUGUGGAAGCAAUGGUGGCCGGUGUGCGUGAAAUCGAGCGUAUCAUCGGGAGUCCAGCGAUGCAACGGUACCGGGCACGGCUUUGGGAUAUGCCACUGCCCAACUGUCGUCAGCAUAAGCGGCUUUCGGAUGAGUAUUGGCGUUGCGCGAUCCGUACGCUGUCCGUUUCGUUUGCACAUUUUAUGGGCAGUUGCAGGAUGGGACCGGCGGGCGAUCCGGCCGGUACUGUCGUUGGACCGGACCUGCGCGUACACGGAAUCCAGGGGUUGAGCGUCGUGGAUACGAGCAUCAUUCCCGAGCCGGUAACGGGCCAUCCGAUGGCAACGGCUUACGUUAUAGGCGAGAAGGCAUCCGAUUUGAUUAAAGCACGGCACGGCGUACCGACUGAACUGAGAUCUGGAAGAUAA
Anopheles darlingi is the source of this 1794-nucleotide messenger RNA. Its product is annotated as glucose dehydrogenase [FAD, quinone]-like. The record is from RefSeq and is a predicted model, not a curated record. The coding region runs from base 1 to 1794 and encodes 597 amino acids. Gene Ontology annotation, molecular function: flavin adenine dinucleotide binding; oxidoreductase activity, acting on CH-OH group of donors. The transcript is spliced from 3 exons. Lineage: Eukaryota; Metazoa; Arthropoda; Insecta; Diptera; Culicidae.